CGAACGAACCAAUCCUCAAAUCUUUGAAUAUUCGGCAUAAUCCCAAAUAGGCGUGUCAACAACUUACCUUUUUGGUACAACCCGUGAGGCUUGAGGUGCUUGGUAAGGAAGCAUGACAUAUUUAUACUGCGCGCCCAGGCUCUUCAAGAAGCACAGCAUACUGUGUUACUGAUCAUUGUCAGAUGAACUCAUCUAGCCAGUGAGAUCUUUCCAUCAGCCACUUUUUUACCACUUAAAUCAAGAUGGGAUAUACGACGAUGUGGACACCGGCAGCACUCCUGCCGCUGCUACUGAAGCUUGCCUUCGUCUUGGUAGCGACCGGACUUAUGAGAGUCGGCUGGAAGGCCUACACCAUCAGGAGAAAGUUCAAAGAAGUAAAGGCAUUGGGGAUUCCAAUGCUUCCUCACUCGUGGAUCAUGGGUCAUCUUCCCGUCAUGUUUGAGUUCCGCAAAGAGUAUCCAGGAGACAUCAACAUUGGAAACUUCCACCCAUGGAUCAUCAACAACUAUCAAAGAUAUUUCCCAGAAAUGGACCAUUGCCCUCCAGUCAUUUAUCUGGAUCUAUGGCCGGUUCUAAAGGCACCCAUUGUGGCUGCGUAUAAGAAUACCGUCGCAGCGCAGUUCACACAGACGAAGAAUCUGGACAAGCAUCAAAUCUCACUUGACUUCAUGAACCCGUUGACUAAGGGCUUGGAUAUUGCGACCCUUCAGGGUGAUGAAUGGAAGAAGUGGCGAGGCUGGUUCAAUCCCGGCUUCAGCUCGAGAAAUGUCUCAUCCAUGGUUCCUGAUCUAAUUGAGGAGAUCAAGGCCUUUGCGGAUAACUUGCAACGAGAAAUCGGCCCUAAUGGAUCGUGGGGUCGCAUGUUCCAGCUUCGCAACAUGACGACGGCUCUGACUUUUGACAUUAUUGUCCGUGCGGUCUUGGACGAGCGCCUCCACGAGCAGACGAAUGCAACUGCUGGCCCUCUCAGAGUGGCACUUGCAGACCAGCUGAGGCUUAUGGGCAUCAGACAAGCUUUCAGUUUCGGCUACUUGUUCCCUUGGCAGAACAAGGCCGUGGAUCGUAACAAUAGCAUUGUCCAACACCAACUCCAACCCAACAUUGUCCGAUCCCUAGAAACCAGUCUCAAGCCAUCAAAGAAGAAGACAGUGCUCAACCUUGCUCUGAUGCAUCUAGCUGAAGAGGCAGGCGGGCGCCCAAUUGACCCGACUACUGACCCGCUCAUGAUGGACACCAUUUUGGGCAAUCUAAAGACCUUCCUCGUUGCAGGUCACGAGACAACCGCUAGUGCGCUUUGCUUCAUGUUCAAGGUUCUGCAAGACAACCCAGACUGCAUGGCCAAAGUCCGCGCCGAACAUGACGAGGUACUGGGUCUGGAUCCCGACCAAGCUGCAGAUAUCUUGAGUAAGUCGCCUCAGCUCCUUGGCUCCCUUCGCUAUACACACGCCGUGAUCAAGGAGACUCUCCGUCUGUAUCAACUUGCCUCCACCAUGCGAGGAGGAGAGCCGGGGUUCUACCUCAGUGAUGCUACUACCGGUCUGCAGUACCCUACCGAAGGAUUCCUUGUGUGGGAUGGCGGCCCGGGCAUGCAGCAUGACCCGUCCCUGUGGCCGCACGUCGACAAGUUCAUCCCGGACCGCUGGCUUGUUCCUGCUGAAGACCCGCUCCAUCCUGUCAAAGACGCUUGGCGGGCGUUUGCGAGAGGUCCUCGGGAUUGCAUCGGUCAAGAGAUUGCCCUGGUUGAGAUCAAGCUGGUUGCAGCCUUGAUUAUGAGGAAGUAUGACAUCGAGGAGGCCUGGGAUGAGUGGGAUGCUCUUCAAGGACCCAAAGCUAAGAAGGACAUGGUCAGGGGACAGAGACUGUAUGUGGCUGGAGAUGGAAUCGGGCAUCCCAAAGAAGGGAUGCCUGUUCGCGUGCGACUCCGACAGAGGUGAAGGAUUGGGUAGAGGUCUGUCUCUGAGAGGUCACAUCCCUUGAAGUUUUCGUAAUGAAAUGGGAUGCUCAUUGUUUAUACGUUCAAGGCCCGAAAUGAUGGUAUUUUCGCAAGGCACCUUCCUCAAGUAUGGCCCAAGUCUACCCACACUCACCUAUGUCUUGAACAAUACCUUCACCCUCGCCACCCCAC
Messenger RNA from Colletotrichum godetiae, 2125 nucleotides. RefSeq names its product vera protein. The coding region runs from base 243 to 1934 and encodes 563 amino acids. NCBI's taxonomy places the organism in Eukaryota, Fungi, Ascomycota, Sordariomycetes, Glomerellales, Glomerellaceae. The record is from RefSeq and is a predicted model, not a curated record. Gene Ontology annotation, molecular function: monooxygenase activity; iron ion binding; oxidoreductase activity, acting on paired donors, with incorporation or reduction of molecular oxygen. The transcript is spliced from 4 exons.